Adineta ricciae is the source of this 222-nucleotide messenger RNA. The record is from the annotation of a GenBank genome assembly. NCBI's taxonomy places the organism in Eukaryota, Metazoa, Rotifera, Eurotatoria, Adinetida, Adinetidae.
AUGGCUGAUGAAGCUAGUCAAAGAAUUGAACAAGAAGAACAGAAUGCUGCGAAAGCCGCAGCUGAUGAAAAUGUUCGCGAAUUCCGCAAAGAAAAUAGCGAACACAGUGAUAGCGAUGAUGAAGUAGUGAAACACACAUCGAAAUUACCAGAUUUAACCUCAUCUUCAAGUGGCAAAACGAAACGAGAACAGCCCGAAAUGAAUAUUCAACUUCAACGUUAA